Pimephales promelas (fathead minnow) is the source of this 5313-nucleotide messenger RNA. Its product is annotated as zinc finger protein 335. Gene Ontology annotation, biological process: brain development; positive regulation of neurogenesis; positive regulation of transcription by RNA polymerase II. Gene Ontology annotation, cellular component: nucleus. Gene Ontology annotation, molecular function: RNA polymerase II cis-regulatory region sequence-specific DNA binding. The record is from RefSeq and is a predicted model, not a curated record. Lineage: Eukaryota; Metazoa; Chordata; Actinopteri; Cypriniformes; Leuciscidae.
UCAGAGCAAUAGUCCUCCGGUUCACACCAUUACUUGACAAAACACUAAAAAGAUGAAGCGAAAUGAUAAAUGAGUUCCGGCCAGCUCUGAGGACAGGAAGCGAGGAGACGCUGAUGGCGCCCGACUAGAAAGCACAGCAACUAUUCGCUUUCGAAGAUUUAUUUAUUUCGCCUCAUUCGCGAGCUUGAAGAGCAAAACAAUCACCCAUUUACGAGCAGAGAUGGAUUCUGAUGACAUGGAGGUGGAGAGCAGCAGUGAUGUGGGGCAUUCUGGGAUGGAGGAGCCAUCAGAAAGCGGCAUGGGCAUGGAGUCUUCAGAAGCCAUGUCUGCUGAUAGCAGCGAUGCGGCCGCUCCUCCUGCCCCGGCCCCAGAAUCAGACUGUCAUGUUGGACAGAGCUCCGAGGGACUUGUGGUUUUUAUCCCAGAGACAAGCUCCAGUACAGAUGUGCAAAGAGUUCAUCUCCCAGACUCCUCUUCUGUCGCCCAGUCAACCAGUGUGUCCAGCGUCUCCACUGUGACACAAUCGGUCCUGGUUUCGGAGUCUGUCCAGGUCCUGGUGCACUCUAGUGCUGUUUCUGAAGGAGGAAUGAUGGUUUCUGAUUCCACUGCUUCCACGUCCUCAGAUCUUGGCUCGGCUAUUGAUAAGAUAAUUGAAUCUACCAUUGGACCCGACAUUAUGAAUGGAUGUAUUGCAGUUACAAGUGCAGAGGAUGGCAGUGCAGAGACCACACAAUAUCUAAUACUGCAAGGUCCUGAUGAUGGAGCUCCUAUGGUGGCUCGGAUGUCUUCCUCUGCCCUGUCAAGCCGCAUUGCCAUUGAAGCCCUUGCUGAUGGGCCCACCUCCACUUGCCUGGACCAGGCAGACCUGUCAGAAAACCCGCAGGGCAGCGUGGAACCCGACCAGCCUGGACACUCCGGAUACCGUGAGCACGAUGACAGCAGCAGCAGCUGCAGCCGCCCAGACCAGCCUCAGCACUCCCAGUACAUAGAAUGCAGUGGAGGAGACGACCCAGACCAGACCAGGGAGGCUCGGUACAUCGAGCGCUCGGGAACCGAACCAGAUCAGACCCCACGUCAUUCUGGUGUCACAGACUACAACGUGGCUGACUCGGAAGAACCUCUACGGCGUUAUGCAGCAGAAUGCAGCGGUACAACUGAUAGUCCUCAGAGAUCCUCGUUUCGCUCCUCCCGCUAUGUUGUAGAGUGCAGUGAUGGGUUUUUGGAGUACGGGACGGAGCGGCCGCAGCAUUCACGUUAUAUCGACAGCAGCAUGGAUGACAGGGAUCACGUCUCGGCCUCGGAGCAGGAAGAUAGUGUGGUGGAAGAGCCCCAGCACUCCUACAUGUCCCAUGGCUCACUGUAUGCCGACGAGGGCUCUGUUCGCCACUCCCUAGCUGACACGAUGGGGUCCCAGCUCAAUCAUCAAAUGGACUGCAAUGAUAACUUGCCUGGCCCAUACAUAAGUAGCAGUGGGACAUAUUCCACCCAACCAGAUCCUGAGGUGGUGGGGUCUGGGGUGGUGGUUGAGUCUGGGCGCAGAACCCCAGACAUGGCCGAACUGGAGGAAAUGAUGGAGGUGGUGAUCGUCCAGCAGUUUAGGUGUAGGAUGUGCCCAUAUAAAAGUGCCUCUAAGGAUACACUCAUCAACCACAUGAGAGAUAAACACUUUAAACCAGCAGGUGUUCCAGGCCAAAAGAAACGUGGACGGGGACGUCCAAGAAAGUCCGAAAGCAAGGCAAGAGGGGUCGGUGAGGUCAAAAAGGAGGAGCCACCAGAAGAGGAAGAUGAUGACAUCAUAGAUGCGGGCGCUCUUGAUGAUCAAGGUGACAGUGAUUAUAAGCCAGCUGAGGAAGAGGCCAGGCCCAAAUUGGUUCCCAGUCACUCAACUCCUCCUUCCUGCUCUUCAUCCUCUUCCUCUACCUCACGGAAACGUCCCCGCAGGAUGGUGGGGCCACCUCGCAAAUUCCUUCCUGAGUCAGAGACAGCAGCAGUGUCUCAAACGAACAAUGCAGAGGACCCUCAAGCUCCUGAGGAAGCAAGUUCCUCUGGAUUGGAGAAUGGAACUUCCUCAUUAUCAAAUGGGACGGCAGCGGAGCCAGGCGUCAGCCAGUCAGAUUCAGAGAACAAAGAUCCAUCAUCAAACACAAGCCACGAUGACCUGGAGUCUUUGCCCAAAAAACGAGGCCGGCCUUCAAAACGUUUCCUUCAGAAGAAGUACAAAAAGUACAUGAAUCGCAAUAAAUACUACAGAUCACUUAAGCCUUUGCUAAGGCCUCAUAACUGCUGGAUCUGUGGCUCUCGCUUUCUUUCACAAGAGGAUCUCAGAUUCCACGUGGAUUCUCAUGAGGGAAACGACCCUGAACGCUUCAAGUGCCUGCAGUGCAGCUACCGUUGCAAACGGUGGUCCUCACUGAAGGAGCACAUGUUCAAUCAUGAAGGUACAAAACCUUACAAAUGUGAGGUAUGUGAUUACUCCAGUGUUUACAAGAAGGACGUGAUCCGGCAUUCAGCCGUCCACAACAAAAGCAAGAGUCGGAAGACAGACGUGCAGUCUUGCAUAAAUCCUUCACAGGUUCCCAAAGUGUCCGAGUUUCCAUGCCCAAUCUGCUGCCGUGUGUACCCCAUGCAGAAACGCCUGACGCAGCACAUGAAGACACACAGCACAGAGAAACCUCACAUGUGUGACAAGUGUGGGAAAUCCUUCAAGAAGCGCUACACUUUCAAAAUGCAUCUUCUUACGCACAUACAGAACUGUGGCAACAGCACGUUUAAGUGUGAGUUUUGUGAGUUCACCUGCAAUGACAAGAAGCACCUGCUAAAUCACCAGCUGUCCCACACCAACGACAAACCUUUCAAAUGCGAAGAGUGCAAAUACUCCACAAGUAAAGAGGAUUUUCUGGUGUCCCACAUUGCCAUUAAACACACUGGUGAAAAGCCCUUCUCCUGUGACAUGUGCCACUUCACAACAAGACACAGGAAGAACCUGCGGCUGCAUGUGCAGUGUCGCCACCCUGAGGCCUUCGACGAGUGGAGUCAAUCCCACCCAGAGGAGCCAAUUCGUCGACGCCAGACGCCCGUUUUCUCCAUGCAGGAGAUCGAAGAGCUGAAAUUACAGCAAGAAACCCAGGGAUUUCAGGGGACCAUUGUUACAGUGGACCCCAUUACGCUCCAAAACAUGGAGUCCAUUGGGAACACAUCUAUAUCCCAAGAUGCACUGGGAAACACUACCAUCAUUUACGAGCAAGCCCAGACUACAGACCUCUCAGCCCAGAAUGCUCUAGAUCUGUUGCUAAACAUGAGUAACGCCAGAGAACUGCAGGUGGCAGUGCUGAAAACCGACGGUAAGACUCUGGAGACGGGAACGUGGCCCGGAGAUGGCUCUGGGAGUGAGCCUCAAAAGAUCGUCACCUUCCAUGUGUCAGAAAACGGGGACACUCUGGUUCAAGAGGCUUUUGAGACAGCUACAGGGGAGGUGGAGCAAGAAGAGACAACUGGUGAGUCGCAGGAAGUGACCGAGAUUGGCAUCAGUACAUACGAGGGAGCAGAUUUCAGCGUGGUGGAGCAGGCCUCCGACGAGACAGAACAGAGCAGUUUAGAGGAACCCUCAGCAGAGCCUCAGGUCAUGGAAGUGAGCACUGAGCCCUUGUCCAUCUCUACACCUCUCAAAGAGAAUAAAGAGAGGUUUUUCCUGAGCUCAGGCUUGACAGAUGGAGUCCUGCAGCAGGUAGAGCUAAGCAGUGAAGCUCCAGGUUCCCCUUCCCUGUGUCCAUCACCCCCUUCUCAACAGUUAAACACCAAACGCUUCUCCUGUCGCAUCUGCAUGGAGGCUUUCCACGGCCGCUCGGACAUGGAGAACCACAAGAGGGCGCACAUAGACCCCAAAACAUUCAAGUGUCCAGACUGUGACUUUACAGCACCUUCUUGGCCAGAAGUCAAGUCUCACAUGGCCAUGCACGCAUAUUUGAGGCCUCAUAAAUGCACCAGCUGCAGUUUUGCCUCUAAAAAUAAGAAAGACCUGAGACGCCACAUGAUGACACACACCAAUGAGAAGCCUUACGCCUGUCAGGUCUGCGGCCAGAGGUUUAACCGUAACGGCCAUCUAAAGUUUCACAUGGAGAGGCUUCACACUCAGGAACCCUCGCCCCGUAAAACCCGCCCUGUCUCCUCCCAGCAGACCAUCAUUGUUAACAGUGAUGAAGAAGCUUUAGCCACACUACAGAAUCUGCAGGCAGGUCAGACAGUCAUCAGUCCGGAGAGGUUGCAGCAGGCUUUGGGUCAGGAACACAUCAUUGUGACUCAGGAUCAGUCGCUUUCUGACCAGGAGGAGGCGACUUAUAUUCAGCAGUUCACAACAGUAGAUGGACAGACGGUACAGCACUUAAUGACUGGAGACAAUCAGGUCACUGAGGUCCAGUAUAUCAUCUCUCAGGAUGGAGUUCAGCACCUGCUCCCACGGGAAUAUGUGGUGGUGUCUGACGGAAACCACAUUCAGAUGGAGGAUGGUCGGAUCGCUCACAUUCAGUACGAGCAUGAUGGGACGUUUCUGCAGGAGCAACAGAUUGCUCUGUCUCAGGAUGGACAGAUCCAAUACGUCCCCAUCACUGCCGAACAGCAGGUUGUGGCCCCCGAGGACCUGGAGGCAGCGGCUCAUUCAGCUGUCACUGCUGUUGCAGACGCAGCCAUGGCUCAGACUCAGACGGUUUACACCGAGGCCACACCUGAACAACUGGAGCAGCUGCAACAACAGGGCAUCCAGUAUGAUGUCAUCACUUUUACUGAGGAGUAAAAGCAAGACACACACAACACCGACACACAAGCGGCUCGUCUCGGUUACAGAUGAGUGCAGUGGACAUAACAAACUCUGACGGGUUAUUCCACAGGCUUAAAUUUGUCUUCUACCAGAAUUAUUUAGUAAGAGGGUGAAUGUACAGUUAGAUUCUCUCUGCAAAUUAUACAACUCAUGCCACUGUAAAUAUUUAAAGCAUUUAACUUUGUGUGCCUACAGUGUUUUUGCCUUGUAAAGAAAAAGAAACACGUAAGCCAGGAGCAGUCUGUAUAGAGAAUCCUGUAUUUAAUUCUACUUAAUAAUGUCGCUGUGAUGUACUACUCUAGAUGCUACUUCAAUGACAGUGUGUAACGGUAGACUGGAGGAUUGACGUUUACAUUGUUAUGAAAGGACGGUUGAUCAUUUUUCAUUUUAUGUAAAACAUGCCGUUUCAUCUUUUUAAUUUUUAAAGAUUUAUUUUUCUUUGAGAUGGCUACAGAAAUUAACUUAAAAUGCAUACCAAAUAAAUCACAACCUCUUUAUCUGAA